UUCUCUCUUACUGAGACUCCUUCGCAGAGAGAGAGGAAAAGGAGGAAUUAAGUUCCCCUUCCCAUUUACUCCAUGAAAAUCUCCUUAUAAUCUCCCAAAGUUCAAGCAAGAGGUAAAGAAAAAUCGAACGGACAAUGUCCCACGCAAUUUUUCAAACAGCCCAAAUCAUGCCAAUCAAAACCAUUCCGUCCACCCAAACCUUAUCGUCCAAAAUUUCACUUUUACCUCCUUCCACUGUUCCUCUCUACCCACUCCCGUCGCAGGCCGCCGCUGUUAAACUUUGCAAGCCUCUUUUAAUUAAAGCCUCCUCCACCUCCUCCUCGUCGUCGUCUGGGUUGGUUGAUAGAGUUGGAGACACUGUUCCUCACCUGGAGCGGUGUUUUCAGGCUCUGCCGGCGGUGGAUUCCGCGGCUGCUUCGUUGUCGUCGUCUCCCGUUAUGAAGAAGGAUUACGGAGCUUUUGGUGCUGUUACGUUGGAAAAAUCGAAGCUUGACAUGACGCAGAAGCAAGCCAAGUCUAGUCCCGAGCUGGCAACUGGUGGAGGUGGUGGUGAUAUUGGAAAGAAAAUUAAUCAUGGUGGUGGUGAUGGGGGUGAUGAUGAUGGUGAUGACGAUUCCUACUUUGAUGACUUUGAUGAUGGUGAUGAGGGGGAUGAAGGUGGACUUUUUAGGCGAAGGAUUGUAUUCCAGGAGUUAUUUGACCGAAAAUUUGUUGAUGCGGUAUUGAGUGAGUGGCAGAGGACAAUGAUGGAUUUGCCAGCUGGAUUUCGGCAAGCUUAUGAAAUGGGUUUGGUGAGCUCUGCUCAAAUGGUGAAGUUUUUGGCUAUUAAUGCCAGGCCUACUACUACUAGGUUCAUUUCUCGUUCGCUUCCUCAAGGGCUGUCUAGGGCAUUUAUUGGCAGGAUGAUUGCAGAUCCAGCAUUUCUUUAUAAGCUGCUUCUGGAACAGGCAACUACAAUUGGUUGCUCUGUUUGGUGGGAGGUGAAAAAUCGCAAGGAGAGGAUAAAGAAAGAAUGGGAUCUUGCCCUCAUUAAUGUGCUCACAGUGACGGCUUGCAAUGCUAUUGUUGUUUGGUCGCUUGCUCCUUGUCGUUCAUAUGGGAAUACAUUUCGGUUUGAUUUGCAGAAUACAUUGCAAAAGCUUCCAAACAACAUUUUUGAAAUGAGUUAUCCUAUGAGAGAAUUUGAUUUGCAAAAGAGGGUUCAUUCUUUCUUCUACAAGGCUGCUGGAUUGUGUAUGGUUGGGUUAACUGCUGGAGCUGUGCAGGGAGCAGUUUCAAAUCUUGCUGCCAGCAAAAAGGAGGGAAGGUUAUCUGUAACUAUUCCCUCUGUAAGCACUAAUGCUCUUGGUUAUGGAGCCUUCCUUGGCUUAUAUGCGAACCUGCGCUAUCAGCUAUUGUGUGGAUUCGAUACAGCAGUAGUGAACUAUUUUGAUGUCAUUGGAGUGGGUCUGUUCUUUAGCACAGCCUUAAGGGUCUUGAAUGUUCAAUUAGGAGAGACAUCGAGGUUGGCUUGGCUUGGUGUGGAGGUGGAUCCCCUGGCCGAGUCAGAUCUCUUGAAAGCGUACAAUAGACCAUCAGAAAGUGUCAAUAGGACUUCCCCUUCAAAAUGGUUCAUAUCCAAGAAUGCAAUUGUUUCUGGACUUGGUCUUCUGGGCAUUAAACAGUUGGAGGGCAACUCUACAACUGAGGGUGAAGCACCUACUCCAAAGGUUCGAAGGAAGAGAGUUGUGCGGAAAAAGGUGGCGAGAAGUCAAGUAUAGUUUGGUAAUGCAAUAGCCAUCACUUCAAUUUUGCAGCCUGCUAUAUCAACGCUGAUAGUUUUGGUAAACAGGAGAGUGGAGACUGGCGAGGAUAUAUUUAAUCGCGACAACCAUUCUGGACGCGGAUCACGGGUCAGGCGGAGAGGAGAUUAAGUGGAGUGAGAUGUCGGGGAAUUUUUUUUUUCUGUUUUUUUCGUGAAACCUUGCUAAUUUUAGUCUCAUCACGAUUUCAAGGAUUAAUGGAUGGUGUAGAAUUCCAGUGUCAUAUUGAUUUGGUGUUAAAUGGCUGUGUUGGUUCAACCUCUCGAGGACAACUCAUAGUAGGUUGUGAAUAAAAUUUUCGUUGUGGACUGAAAAUGGGUUGAAAAUUCUUUUAUCAA
Molecule: messenger RNA, 2140 nt
Organism: Coffea arabica (coffee)
Lineage: Eukaryota; Viridiplantae; Streptophyta; Magnoliopsida; Gentianales; Rubiaceae
Biological process (GO): plant organ development
Cellular component (GO): chloroplast inner membrane
Source: RefSeq, a predicted model, not a curated record